AUGUGGAGCCAUCUAAUCAUUUUAAGCUGUUUCAUUCUUAUUUCUCAUGCCGCUAGCAACUACUUGGAAAAUAGCAUAGUUGGAACUCCCAAAGUAAUAUGUGAGGAGAAUGAUCUGGCUUUGGACAUCGUAACAGCAAAACCUUUUCAAGGAAACAUAUUUGUGAAGGGGCGAGCCAAAGAUAAAUCUUGUCGUCAAUCGUAUGCCAACAAUGGAACUAAUUCAUAUUCUUUGCCACUUGGAAAAUGUGGAAUGCAACGCUUACGCUCGGCUAAUCCACGAGGAAUCAAUUUUAUGGUUACCGUCAUUGUUUCUUUUCACCCUGCUGGUUUCAUAACCAAGAAUGAUAGGGCUUUCCAUGUGAAAUGCUUUUACAUGGAGCCAGAUGAGAUUGUGACUCAGGGUAUUGAAGUCAGUAAUAUCCCAACAACGGAGCUCUCAGAUUCCAUGUCAAUGCCAAAAUGUGAAUAUUCUGUUCGGCGUGACUCUCCCAACGGACCGACACUUACAUUUGCUAAUGUUGGAGAAACCGUUUUCCAUGUGUGGGAAUGUAGUCCAGCAGAUAUGGGAAUGCUUGUCAAAAAAUGUUUCGUUACUGAUGGAGAUGGGGAAGAUCACGCUGUUGUAGACUUUGAUGGAUGCUCCACCGAUUCUUUCCUUCUAAGUGAGUUGCAAUAUGAUCAAAACUUAAUGAGGGCCCAUGCUACUAGUCAAGUUUUCAAAUAUGCCGACUCUAAUCAGUUGUACUUUACUUGUCAAGUUCGUCUUUGUCAGAAACAGAUGGGAAUGUGUCAGGAUGUUACUCCACCUAAAUGUGGAGCCGAUCGAGAAGACCUUAUUAAUGAAGUGAAUCGUACUCGUAGAUCUGUUGAUACUCAUUCUGAUCUUGAAAUCGAUGUUGCGACACGAGAGCUAUUAGUAUUAGAUACAGAAGAACGGAAGCAACUGAACAGUGGAUCCCUUUGCAUACCCAAAAUGGUUGCACCUUUGCUGCCGUUGAUUGUUAUAACAAUCAUUUCUGUUUCUGUCUCAGCGACACUUCUUAUCUCACGCGUUAGACAAGAGAAAAAACUUUAUUUGCCUUAA
Auanema sp. JU1783 is the source of this 1086-nucleotide messenger RNA. NCBI's taxonomy places the organism in Eukaryota, Metazoa, Nematoda, Chromadorea, Rhabditida, Rhabditidae. The record is from the annotation of a GenBank genome assembly.